AUGGCGUCCGCGGCGACUGUGCAGCUGUCAACGGGACAACGAAAAAAGCCAAACAAAUCGGGCUCGUAUUCUAAACAGUGCGGUCGGCACGGUUGUGCAUGGUUUAGAAGCAGAAUCCUUUCGGAACGCGCCACAACUCCACCCGGCUCCCCGGUUCGGCGGCACCAUGUCUCGGCUAAUAAACUGGCAAACACGCUACGGACGCUCGAAAGCUACCUUUACGGUGGCAUUGGAUUUCCGCCAGGCGCCCUAGCACUAGCGCACGUUCACGACGGCUCACCACAGCCAGCCGCACCACGGGCAGCACUAUUCUCGCUGCGCGACCUGCUCGGCGAUGGCAUGCUGUGGGCGGUGCCGAUGCAUCGCCGCACGGUCGAGAAGCGCCUCAAGCGCAAGUACGGUUCGCCCGAGUACAAGCUGAAAAUACUGACGCCAAAGGUACACCUUUGCACCACGGCAGCGACCAGGAAGUGGGCGUCCUGUGCCCGUUUCCAUCUCGAGCAGAUACUCGUCAAUGAUUUCGUACCGCUGGCUUAGCUUUUGCUGCAUCUGUUCGAGGUUCGCGUCCAGUGCGGAACGCUGGUCGAACAGCGGGCGGGAUUCGAUCCCUGCCGGCAAACCCUGCUGCUGCUCGCCCAGCAGGCGCUGCAAAUCCAGCGCCUCCUGCCUCAGCUCGGCUAUGUUGGCCACGAAGCGCUCGCGGCGCUGGCUGCUCUCCUCGUACACCUCCUCGAAAAACCGAACUCCUCGAAAAUCUGAAUUUUUUACCACUUUUUUAAAACAUGUUUCUCUAGGCAUUCUAUUUUUUGGAUCGAUUCAAUAAUCCAAUAAAAAGUUAUCGUAAAAAGAAUAAGCAAAACAGCAAACCCGGGUAGGUGGUUAUAGAAAUGAAGGUUAAAAGAUCGCUCAUGUGUGUGUGGAAUUCAUAUGGAGCGAUAUACAAAAAAAAACUAUUUUUUCUGCUAUUUCUUGCUAAAAUAGUGCAUCUUUUUAUUCACAAAUUUAUGUUGCUACAUCUCAACAAUGUUCCUGUUUCUUUAAAUUUUGCUGCUCAGGAUCAAAACUGUUAGCAAAUGAGCUAGGUCGCUGUAAGUAAACAUAUAAGUUAUAUUUCUUCUUUUUUUUUACCUUGUUCGCUGCAAUAAUGGACGGAGCAUAAGAACAAAGCGAAACAUAUUCACGACGAAUUACAUUCUUUGGUACUUCGAGUCAAUUUUAUUAUACAAAAUCAGAAAUUGGAUGGUUUACAAAAAGAAACAUAACAUUUCACAAGUGCGUCACAAUAUUAAACUUUAAUUUCGAGACAAACUCAAUAAAAUAUGGAACAAUACCGCACAAAACACGAACAUACCACAUCUAUUCACUUUCGAGAACUGAGCGAAGAGCUGGAAAACUUGUUCAGUGUAACCCAAAAUAGUAUGUAAGCGCGCAAAGUUGCAAAUAAAGUUAAUGGCGUGCGAGAGCUGAAUGCUUCGAAGACCUCUACAACGAUCCUUUUCCGUCAAAACGCUCAAUUUGCUGAUCGGUCUCUAUUACUAAGGAUGUAAAUCAAAUCGUGAAAGCACUGUACUGAGUGUCAAAUUUCACACCUCACACAUGAAGCUAUGCUUUUUGUUCGUCGUGUUUGUUUUUUUUCCAUUUACCCGCAGGACUGCAAUUGUAUCACAUUAUGAUCGACAAUAGAACGUUUCAAGAGGGAAGAAUGGA
Molecule: messenger RNA, 1707 nt
Organism: Anopheles coluzzii
Lineage: Eukaryota; Metazoa; Arthropoda; Insecta; Diptera; Culicidae
Exons: 4
Coding region: 1-537 (178 amino acids)
Source: RefSeq, a predicted model, not a curated record